Penicillium oxalicum is the source of this 2445-nucleotide messenger RNA. RefSeq names its product putative C6 transcription factor. The transcript is spliced from 4 exons. NCBI's taxonomy places the organism in Eukaryota, Fungi, Ascomycota, Eurotiomycetes, Eurotiales, Aspergillaceae. Bases 1 to 2445 code for a protein of 814 amino acids. Gene Ontology annotation, biological process: DNA-templated transcription; regulation of DNA-templated transcription. The record is from RefSeq and is a predicted model, not a curated record. Gene Ontology annotation, molecular function: DNA binding; DNA-binding transcription factor activity, RNA polymerase II-specific; zinc ion binding.
AUGGCAUCGCCAUACACUCAAGCGAGUCCGUAUUCGCCCUCGGAUGCACCGGGAACUUCUGGAGCGACCUCCAGAUCAGUAUCCGACUUACCGCAAUCUCAAGUGGACGCUAUAAUUCGAACGAAGCGGAAGGCGCGCGAACCCAAAGCGUGCUAUCCAUGCCACGCCCGUAAAGUUAAAUGCGAUCGAAAUCUCCCAUGCGAUGGCUGCGUGAAGCGCGACCACGCCGAUCUUUGCUCUUAUGAACGCCCUGCGAAAAAACGUGCACAGGUGUUUCAAGGCAGUCCCGUCGAGGGAGUCUCGGCAGGGUCUACUGCAGAAUAUGGGAACUACCACGGCCAUGAAGACAGCGAUGUGCCUUUGAAGAUGGAUCCUGGUCAAGGGUUUUCAGGUCAGAUGGGCGGUUCACGGGCAGGAGGCAGGGUUUCCAUUGCAAGGGAGGAGUGGGACAAUGUGCGAAAUCGAUUACGGGAAAUGGAAUCAACCAUCUCAUCGCUCCGAGUUGGCCUCGAACGCGCCGAGGAAGUGCCUCAUUUUGGGACGGAUGGUGGCACAGGGAGUGUCCGGAACGGCGACACAGACUCUCGCGGCAAAGCUGCGUCGCCCGAACGAGAAGGCAUCCACACAAACAACACUUUAGGCAAAGGCACCGUUCAUCUCGGAUCGCGCUCGGUUCUUGCCUAUAUCUUGAACAACAAGUCAGGAUCGGAUCAACUACAGACACUUCUGGAGGACGGGAUAUUGCCAAAGCUCGGGCUUGACAAUGAGUCAGCGACAUAUCCCUUCGUAGACCUUUGGUCAUCGGACAUGUCAUCCUUUGAUAUCAGCGCUGUGUGCAGUGCGCUGCCGAGCGACCAGCAAUGCCGAGAAUUCUUUUUUUACUAUAAAGAUAUCGCUGGGGCAAUUUAUCCUGUACUCGACGAUUGUGAGCAGUUUCAAGAAACGCUUGAGCUUCUGCUUCAAAACAGGGCGGCUUCGGGUGGCGUGUAUCGUGAAAACAUCGAUGAGGCGCAGAAGCCUUUUGGUGUGAAUAUUGCUUUUCUUGGCUUGCUGUUUGCUGUACUCGCCUCCGGCUGUCAAUCGUCUGACCUGGGCAGCAAAGAGCGGGAGUUGACCUCACAAGUCUAUGUCUGCUGCUCGUAUCAGUGUCUGCGAAUGACUAAUUUCCUAUCUCAGCCUACCAUCGAGGCAAUUCAGACGUUUCUUGUCAUCGGGAACGUACUGUCGUAUAAUAUGAAUCCCGGAAUUUCCUAUGUUCUACUGGGCAUGACUCUUCGCAUGGGCUUAGCUCUUGGGCUACACGUGGAAUCUAGCAGAUUCUCUUCGCUCGAGCGAUACCGCCGUCGACACGUUUGGUGGUCUAUGGCAUGGCAGGAUAGCCAUUUCUCAUUGUCUUAUGACCGCCCAUCCACAACCGCGGUCAGUCAGCCAGAAAUCGCCUAUCGUGAAGGCUCAACAGCCGGCGAUCUCUCAUACUUCGAGACCUUGUGCCGGGUGAUAUCCCUCGCUCUAGAGGUUGUUCGAAUUCGUAUGCUCAGUCCUCACACUCAAAUUACCUUCGAGAGCAUCCAAGCGUACAAGGAAAGAAUCCAGAGAAUCAUGGUUGAAGCCAAACCACAUCUGCGAGAUGCGCAAUACUGCUCCAACUCGCCAGAGCAUCUCGAGCGUGUUGUGCUGAAGUUACACUCUUCUUACUUCUCAUCCGAGCUCUGCCGACCAUCGUUAAAGCCGACCGUAGAUGCGAAUAGUGCUGCCACGGCUAGCAUGCGUCGAGAUUGUGUCUCAAAUCUUAUGACUACGGUUGAGGCCUAUAUCGAGAUGUAUCAGAUCAGUUCGCAUGCAGCCAGGUCGUGGAUUGCCUUGCAACGAGCAAUCAGCUCCGCCUUCCUUCUUGCUGUGGUCGAAGAAGCAAAAUUGGAACCUAAAGUCUGGAGCCUUCUCCGUCAACUUGAAUCUAUCAUCGCUGAACGAGCAAGCCACGAGCGCGCAUACGAUACUGAUGUCACUGGCACCAGCAGCGGUAUUACUUCGAGGCCUGCGGGACUAUCGACUUAUGACUCCGUCACUGGCGUGGCCAAGCCCAACGGACCUGGGCAAUCCAUGGCGAACCCCACAUCUCCUACUGCGGUCAACCCGGAACCUCAGACUCAAUGGGCAAAGUCGCUGGCAAAGACCCAUCGAGCCCUGCAAAAGCUGCUGACAGCUUUCGGGACCCAACAAUCUCGCGGCACGACUGGUUCUAGCGCUCUAUUCCCCCAGUCGAGCCUUCAUCCCACCGCACCCACAUCCAUGGGAUCUUUCGUCCCGCCUGUAUCUGCGAGCAUGACGCCUAGUAUUGGAUCUCUACCUCCUCCUACUCCAGAAAGCUCUGGCAGUGGCGAAUGGACAAUGCCCAAUAUUCUUGAUCGUGCCUCUGAGUAUAUACACCCGCCACUUUGGGGUUAA